Messenger RNA from Dibothriocephalus latus, 1440 nucleotides. The record is from the annotation of a GenBank genome assembly. Lineage: Eukaryota; Metazoa; Platyhelminthes; Cestoda; Diphyllobothriidea; Diphyllobothriidae.
AUGCCGAAGGCCAUAAAGAUCGACUAUUUUCGUUAUAUGACAAAUGAAGCCUGGCGCGUGCUUAUGGCAGUGGAAAUGGGCAUGAAAAAUCACGAAUUUGUCCCGGCUGAUCUUGUGCACAAAAUCUCUCGUUGCUCUCGACGCGGCUCCAGCUUCCUUAAGUUACUCAGGGACGAACUCGUGCCACACGGCCUAUUGGCCUAUGAGACAGAUGCCCGAAAAGCCCAUUCCGGCUAUCGAUUGACAAAUCUGGGAUAUGACUAUCUCGCCCUACACGCUCUCAUCAAGAACGGACAGGUGAUCGAUCUCGGCUCCAUGAUUGGAGCUGGAAAGGAAUCUGACGUCUAUUUGGCCGUCGCUGGUGACCAUGCUGGUCGGCCGGACGAACCUUGUGAUCCUGCAUGUGCCGUAGAUGCAUUACCCGCUAAAGGCGAUUACGUCGUAAUCAAGUUCCAUCGCCUGGGGCGAACAUCUUUCAGGAAGGUGAAAGAGAAGCGUGAGUACCACCAGCACAGAAGCACAUGCUCAUGGCUCUAUCUGGACCGCCUUGCCGCCUCCCGCGAAUAUGGCAUGAUGCAGGCCAUAGACAUCCUCAACCGUAUCACUCGUGCCGGUCUAGUGCACGGUGACUUUAACGAGUUCAACCUUCUUGUUAAUGGCAUUUCUCAUACGGGCGGGACGCUUGGCAACUACGGUCCAGACGAAGAUGAAGCAGACGAGCCGAUUGAUCCGGAGCAGGUUAAGCUCCUUAUCAUUGACUUCCCCCAAAUGAUCAGUCGGGACCAUAAAACUGCUCAAGGAAUUUAUGAACGUGAUCUCAACGGAAUCCUUAGUUAUUUCACCCGGUACCUGGAGAUCGAACCUGAAUCAAUCCCUCCAACUUCUUUGACUGCCAUACCCCGGACUGGCUUUUUAGACGUGCAGCUACGGGCUCCAGGCUACCAAAACCCAUCCAAGGCUGGAGCGCGCGGCCGGAAUGGUGCAGACGACUCGGACGUCCUGGUGGGCAACGUCGCCGCAUUGGCCCUCUGCGAAGAGAACGAGAAUGACGACGACGACGACGACAGUGCCGGUGGAUCUAGCGACGAAACUGAUUCCGAUGAGACGGGAACGGAAGACGAAGAGGAAGGAGAAGAAGGCGAUGCUAAGGAAGAGGAAGAAAAGGAAAAUUCUGGCGAGUCGGAUGAAUUUCAUAGUCUGGACUCCGAGGACGAAAGUGAAAAUUCGGCAAACGAGGACGCAAAAAGCAAAAUGAGCCAGCCCGUGAAGUCCCCGGCGGACACUCUAAUCGACAAGAAUGAGGUGCGCGAACGGAUCCGACGGGAGGAAAAGAAGAGGCAGCAGGAACAGUUCCGUCUACGCGUCAAGCGUCAGAUGCGAGCCAACAGAAAGAAGCAGGCCCGAGCUGAUGUAGUUACGGAGGACAAACUCUUUGGCUGA